AUGGCUGAAACAGUUAUCACAACCCUUGUAAGUCCCGUAGUGAGCAUUGCACUGGAAAAAUUGUCUUCUCUUGCUACAGCGGAAUUUUUUGCAUUCAUUCAUGUCAAGGAUGACAUAAAAAAGCUAGAGAGCAUGUUAACAGACAUUCAACAGUUGCUUACUCAACUCAUUUCUUCUAAUUCUACCGACAUGAAGAAUUGGCUCGUAAAGCUUCAAGCUGUAGCUUAUGAUGCAGUGGAUUUGAUCGCCUGUUGGGCAACAGAAUAUCACCAGUGGAAGAUGAAGAAGCAGGUACGAAAACUCCAUCUCCCAUUCAACACUUCCAACUUUUUAUUUCAGCGGCGCCAAUUGCGCAAGUUGAGAGAAAUUAAAGCAGAAAUAAGUGAGCUGUUACAAAAUGGACAGUGCUAUAAAACCAUCAUUGGGAACCCUACGUCUAGAAGUCAAAGUAGUUUACAACCACAACAAACUGGUUCUCUUUCAAACAAUCUAGUUGUUAGCAGGGAAGAGGAUAAAAAAAAGAUUAUAGAACUGCUAAUACCAGAUGAAGAAGCCAGUGAUGGGGGCAAUAUUUCUUUUGUUCCCAUUGUAGGGAUGGGAGGAUUAGGUAAAACAACUCUUGCCCAACUUAUCUAUCAAGAUGAGAAGGUUAAAAAUUAUUUUGAGAUUAAAACUUGGGUUUGUGUAACAAACAACUUUGUCAUGGAGAGCAUUUUCAGAGAAAUAGUGGUUUCUUACAUGUCUGAACAAAAUAUUGACCAUGAUGUCAACAACUUCUCCUACGCCAAACUACAAACCCGUGUUCGAGACAUCCUGACCCGAAAACGCUUUAUACUUGUCCUAGAUGAUUUAUGGAAGAAUAAUCAUGUGGAAUUGCAGCCACUAUUGGAUGUCUUAAAUCUAGGGGGCAAGGGAAGUAAGGUUCUGGUGACUAGUCGGAUUUCAGAUGUUGCAAAUAUUAAGGGUUCAAAAGCCCCUUAUUAUUUGCAAUGUUUGGAUGAUAAUGAAUCGUGGUCAUUGUUCGCAGAGAUUGCAUUUAAAGAGGGUAGUUUUGCACAUAGUGAUGUUGAAGAGUUAAACGUAUAUGGAAAAGAAAUUGUAAGAAAAUGCAGUGGUUUGCCUUUGGCAGUAAAACAAAUGGGAGGUCUGCUACGUGGGAAAACUGUGGAUGAGUGGAAACAUAUCAUGAGAAGUGAAGCAUUGGAAGUAAAAGAGAAUAAGAUACUGCCAGUUCUUAGAUUGAGUUAUAACCAUCUGCCUUCGACUGAUCACAAGCAGUGCUUUGUGUACUGUUCCCUGUUUCCGAAAGCUCAUGUUUAUGAAAAGAAUGAAUUGGUCAAAUUGUGGAUGGCAGAAGAAUUUAUUCGACCUC
Molecule: messenger RNA, 1372 nt
Organism: Prunus avium (sweet cherry)
Lineage: Eukaryota; Viridiplantae; Streptophyta; Magnoliopsida; Rosales; Rosaceae
Source: RefSeq, a predicted model, not a curated record